AUGGUGGAAUUUUUAGAUACUUUAAAUAUAGCUGUUAAUCAAGAAAGGGCUCUAAUCAAUAAUGGGGAUAUUGAUGUGGAAAAUCUGGGUAUUGAGGAAGAUAAUAUUAAACAUAAGGAAGGAAACUAUGUUAGUGGAAGUGAAAGUACUUCUUCUAAACAUUUACAAGGCACUAGAUGUAGGAAUGAUGAUUUGGAGGAAGGGGAAGUGGGGAACAUUGAAAUAUGGAUUCCUAUGGAAAAGGAAGAAGCUUUUUGGAGGCAAAAGGCUUCUUCCAAAUUCCUUGUGGAAGGUGAUCGUAAUACUGCCUAUUUUCACAAUAUUGCUAAUCAUAAUAAAGUCAGCAGGCAUAUUCAUAAGAUCACUUUGUCUGAGGGUGAUAUCAUAGAGGACCCAGACUUGAUUGCCUCUUUAGGAGUUGAUUUUUUCGGCAAACUUUUUAAUUCGAACUUUGCUCUCAAUCUUAAUACUGAUUUCUCUUUUAUUCAGGCUAUGGUGUCGGAAGAGGACAAUUAUUUGCUCACUAAAACUCCCUCUGUUGAGGAGAUUUGGGAUAACUUAAAUAGUAUGAACUCUGACUCUGUUGUUGGUCCCAAUGGAUUUAAUAAUAAAUUUUUACAAAAAUCUUGGGAAAUUAUUAAGGAGGAUCUUAUUAAUGCUGUUGUUGACUUUUUUAAUGGUUAUUAG
Molecule: messenger RNA, 687 nt
Organism: Dendrobium catenatum
Lineage: Eukaryota; Viridiplantae; Streptophyta; Magnoliopsida; Asparagales; Orchidaceae
Exons: 2
Coding region: 1-687 (228 amino acids)
Source: RefSeq, a predicted model, not a curated record